Messenger RNA from Hirsutella rhossiliensis, 564 nucleotides. RefSeq lists its product as uncharacterized. The record is from RefSeq and is a predicted model, not a curated record. Lineage: Eukaryota; Fungi; Ascomycota; Sordariomycetes; Hypocreales; Ophiocordycipitaceae. The transcript has 2 exons. The coding region runs from base 1 to 564 and encodes 187 amino acids.
AUGAUCAAGCUGAAGUACCAAAAGCAGCCAAACCCUUCCGGACUAGCUGCGGCGCUCCGACGAAUUGCUACCAAGCUGCCCAAGGCCUGCCUUGCUGCAGCGCGGAUUUGUCGAAGAGCAGACUGCGCCUCUGCAGAGUGCAUCGAAAAUGAGACGGCGAAGAAAUUUCGCGAUUGGCUCCAGGCACUAUCGCCCCGAACUCUGGUCGUCUAUUCCGACGGGUCCCGUUCUACCGAAGGCCACGCCGGAUAUGGCUAUGUUGUUCAUCGGGACGGAUCCACCGUCUUGCGCGACAAGGGCCGUCUCGGGCCCGCCGAGAUUUUCGACGCUGAGGCGAAAGGCAACGAGGAGGCUGAUGCUCUGGCAAAGGCGGGAGCAUCACCGCCAGAACCCGCUGAUAACGUCCCGACGCUAGCGCACCUGCGAAAGAUUGCCCGACAGCAGCCGGAAGAGGCUUUCAAGGCCUGGUGGGAAGCCUCUGCGCCGGAGCGAUACAGAGACCUGAGGCUUAAAGCCACAACCAGCUGCCCGUCAGAAUUGGCGCUCUCGGCCCCUGCUUCGUAA